Messenger RNA from Branchiostoma belcheri (Belcher's lancelet), 512 nucleotides. RefSeq lists its product as uncharacterized. The record is from RefSeq and is a predicted model, not a curated record. Gene Ontology annotation, molecular function: DNA binding. The transcript has a single exon. The annotation marks the transcript as partial. Gene Ontology annotation, biological process: DNA integration; DNA recombination. Lineage: Eukaryota; Metazoa; Chordata; Leptocardii; Amphioxiformes; Branchiostomatidae.
GUUUCUCCGGCUUCCUUCGCUGGGAUGACCUCAGCCAACUCCACGCGGACGACGUCUGUUUCUGCGAUGGAUACGUCGCCCUAUUUCUAGAGAAGCGCAAAAACGACCAGUUUCGGGAAGGACACUGGAUCUGUAUUGCCCAAACACACAACAACACUUGUCCCGUAUCCCUCCUACGCCGCUUCCUCCGCACCUCCAAGUCCUCCGGUCACGUGAAGCUGUUCCGCCGGAUCGCCAACUUCCGUGACAACCUGUCCCUACGUUGCGAACCUAUCUCGUACACCCGAGCCCGUGAGAAGGUGCUGUUACUGCUGUCAUCCAUAGGACUUGACUCAUCCAAGUACGGCCUACACAGCCUACGCGCCGGUGGAGCCAGCGCUGCAACCGCCAUGGGGAUUCCAGAUCGUCUUAUCGCCCACCACGGGGGAUGGCGCAGCGUACAAGCUCGGGAAGGAUACAUCUUGGAAUCUGAAUCUUCAGUUCUCUCAGUCUCGCGCUCCUUAGGCCUCUAG